Messenger RNA from Capsaspora owczarzaki ATCC 30864, 375 nucleotides. RefSeq lists its product as hypothetical. Gene Ontology annotation, molecular function: GTPase activator activity; small GTPase binding. Gene Ontology annotation, cellular component: nucleus; cytosol; perinuclear region of cytoplasm. Bases 1 to 375 code for a protein of 124 amino acids. The record is from RefSeq and is a predicted model, not a curated record. The transcript has 5 exons. NCBI's taxonomy places the organism in Eukaryota, Filasterea, Ministeriida, Capsasporidae. Gene Ontology annotation, biological process: nucleocytoplasmic transport; activation of GTPase activity.
AUGCCGUCGAAUCCGCGUAAGAAUGACAGAGUCGAGGAUGCGAGCGUGCAACUACACCGGCCCCGAGCGCGGGAAAUUGCUGAGAGCUUACUCGUGGACACGACGUGGGUUUGCGUCUACUUGUAUGAGAAUGAGAUAGAGAAAGGUGGAGCAAACGCGAUUGCUGAAGCACUCAAGGUGAACACGUCAGUGACUGACCUCGGCCUGGGUAAGAUUCAGAUUGGCGAAGGUGGAGCGCGAGCAAUUGCUGAGACACUCAAAGUGAACACGAAGCUGACUUGGCUCAUACUGUGCCAAAAUCAGAUAGGCGAUAUUGGAAUGAAGGCGAUUGCUGAAGCACUCAAAGUGAACACGUCAUUGACCGAGCUCGAGUAA